Molecule: messenger RNA, 828 nt
Organism: Staurois parvus
Lineage: Eukaryota; Metazoa; Chordata; Amphibia; Anura; Ranidae
Source: the annotation of a GenBank genome assembly
AUGUGUGAGAUGAAGGAGAGAGAGAGAACCGGGAACUGAGGAGAGACGAGCCCGAAGGAGGUUGGGGCAGAGAUGUAUGAAAUGCCGGGGAAAUCCUCCGCCGUCCUCAUCAUCCGUGUCGGAGACGCCUUCUGCAGGUCGUGCUUCAGAGAAUACUUUGUACACAAAUUCCGGGCCAUGCUGGGCAAGAACAGAGCGGUGUUCCCUGGGGAGAAGGUUCUGUUGGCAUAUUCUGGAGGGCCGUCAUCCAGCGCCAUGAUCCAGCAGAUCCGAGAGGGACUGAGCCGGGACGCUCCCAAGAAGCUGCGUUUUAUACCCGCCAUUGUUUUCAUUGAUGAGGGCGCAGUCCCCUGCGGUCAGAGCUGGAGGACCGGGAGCGGGUCAGGUGGGAAAUGGAGAGCAUCCCUAAAAGCCACCCGCAUUCCCAUUUCAUGUCUUGUCCCUGGAGCAGCUUUUUCUCUCUGCCGGGAUCCGUGCUUCAGACAAAUCUCCCUCAGCGGGAAGGGAACUACAAGCAGGCGGUGGGCAGAUUCAUGGGACAGCAGAGAGCGCAGACGGGGGGCGGGAUAUCCACGGGACAGCCACAGAGCGCAGACGGGGGGGGAAAGCGCAGACGGGGGAAGGGAUAUCCACGGGACAGCACAGAGCGCAGACGGGGGACGGGAUAUCCACGGGACAGCACAGAGCGCAGACGGGGAAGGGAUAUCCACGGGACAGCACAGAGCGCAGACGGGGGAAGAGGGAUAUCCACGGGACAGCAGAGAGCGCAGACGGGGGAAGGGAUAUCCACGGGACAGCACUCAGAGCGCCAGACGGGGGAAGGGAUAU